Messenger RNA from Bipolaris zeicola 26-R-13, 1374 nucleotides. RefSeq lists its product as uncharacterized. NCBI's taxonomy places the organism in Eukaryota, Fungi, Ascomycota, Dothideomycetes, Pleosporales, Pleosporaceae. The transcript is spliced from 3 exons. The record is from RefSeq and is a predicted model, not a curated record. The coding region runs from base 1 to 1374 and encodes 457 amino acids.
AUGGACGAAGAUAGCAGUAGCCUUCAUAACAAUAUCGCCGCCCCUACCGCCUCCUUGAAUACUGUUGAUAGCUCCUUCGACAUGACUCCGUCUACCGAAAAGCCUAUCAAAAACAUUCAUCACGACAGCUUCUUUGAACUUGCACGUUUGAUGAAAGAGAAGAAACCGUAUACUGCCACUCCAAAUCUGACUCCACGCCUGUCGCCCCCUGCCAGACCAAACAGCUCGCAUUCUACAGACCGUGUUCUUGAUGCAGAUCGAUCUUUUUCCCGCUCGACGAAGUCCUUUACUGCGCCCGAGACUGUCGCUGAAUUUCUUGAGAAGCAAGAAAAUCAAGUGGGUGACAAAGUUGGUCUCGGCCGUGGAGACGAGAGUGCACGUUCGCACGAGGUGCAGUCAACUACAUCUUCGAGUAGUGACCUAGCGUAUCCCUCAGACAUCGAGCCGCUUCCACGUGUGGUAUCAGUUGAGUCACCAACAUCUAAUGAAUCUCUUCAAACACCUCGACUAGAGGAACACAUACCAAUGCUCGGACGCCACACUCUAGCUCCCGAGCAAAGCGACGAAGAAAUCCAAAGAACGGAGGACGAUGGUGGGUCGCAGUUAUGCAGGCUCAAAUACCAAAAUGAGGUUAACAAAGACCAAAAAGCAUCGAUGUGCCGACUCUUGGCUGAGAAGGAGAUGAGGAUCAAGACUCAACAGCUAGAUUUUGAUAGACUGGCUCGGAGAAUGACAGAAUUAGAGGCUGAGCUCAAGGACUUGGAAGAAGCGGCUAGGGAGCGUGAUUUUCUGCGCAGCACUGUCGCGAAACUAGCUCGUGAACGAGAUGAAGCCUUGCAAGCCGCUACCUGCGCGCAAGAUUACCAAACCCGCAUCCAAAAGCUUACCGAUCAUCUUGCGAGGUUCAAAGAAGCCAAUCUCGAGCUACGUCAAAAGCUUGUGGAAGAAGGCCUCAAUAAGAUUAAUCUGGGAGAAGAUAAUGAAGAUCUCCAAGCCAAACUUCGCGAGAAGACCAGUCUUUGUGACCGCCAACGCGACCAGCUGAAGACUGUCGAACGAGAACUUCGGAUCUCUGAGGAGCGUCUCAAUAAUACACAGAGUGGCCAGUUGUUACAGGGCGCUGCGCAUCUUGUCAGGCCGCACAUGCAUGCUGAGCUACCAAAGAGGGUGGUUGCAUGCUCCGAGUGCUACGCCAACAAUCUGGAGUGCGACAGUGAGGCGAGAUGCCGCAGCUGUACCGAACGUGACGUAUCGUGCGGGCGUUGGAGGUGCUCAAUGAAGCACAAGCUGGGUGAUUGUCCUCUUGCACCAUGCAAACUCUCACAUGACUCGCAGGGCUGGCUUAUCCUCCCAAAAGAGAGGCCUCAAUGGUGA